AUGGACGCUCCUCUCUGCCGUGCAUGCAUCGUGGACCCGAAACGCAAGAUUGACCAACACGCAUGGUUGGUUAACACCGUGCGGGCUGCCUGGGAACGACCUGGUAAGCCGGAGAGUUACAAAGCGAUGGCGGGCCGCAUCGCGAAAGAGUUCGACGCUUUUCACGCUGCGAGCAUAUACGGGCUGAAAAAGGAUGGCAAAGUCGUACGGUUCGAGACGGACGCCGAGCGCGAUGGGAGAUGCGCAGGGAGAGUUGGCAAAAUCUUCAACUGGAUCGAGAACAACCGCGCCUACUUCGAGAAUUUGAAGAAGGGCACGCCGAAGCUCCUUGAGCUGCCAACGGAAUCUGAGCCGGUCGCCGCACCGCGAGCAAAGAGCAUCGUGGAUCUUUACAAGCGUGACCGCCCCGAGAUCGGUCAGAUGGCACGACAAGCGGCGGAGAAGGAAGGCUUGACCUCGGGAGACCACUGGCUAGGCAUAGUCAACAAGGCAUACACAGCUGCCUUGCUCGAAUUGGCGACCACAGACCCGGAAAAGCACCAGGAGUACGUGGAGGAGUCGAAGCGGUCGAAGGAACAGGCGAGCAUGGAUCGCGCACUGGCCUUGCAACCGACCGCAGGCCCCAGCUCGGGGGGCGCGCCACCUGGGAACAAGGACAACAAAGCCGACUCCUUGAAGCGCGUCCUCUUUACAGCCAAGCGAUCGGUGGAUACCUGGGCGAACGAGAUUGAUGCCGACUUCUUCCUGUACGUCGGUGUCAUCGAGGAGGGUCAGUGUGUCAAGUAUCUCAUCGGCAACAAUGCGUUGUCCCCGGAUAGUCUCGUCGCGCAGAUGAAGACUAAUUCGGUGCUCGACGAGCUGGACGACCUUGUCCUCGAGCGCAAGAGGCAGCGCGAUGCGCCUGGGCCGCAGGCUGUCGCAGCUGAAGAGACCCACGACGAGGGUGUGGCACCUGAAGUGGCCGGCGAAGCCGUCGCCACACACGGACAGGACGCAGAGCUGCCAGCACCUGCCGAGGCCCCUUCUCGCUCUGGCACCUCGAGCGGUGUUCCUGAGGAACCCCCGCUUUUCAAUGCGCUUGAGAGCACCCCCGGUUCGGUCUCAGUGGCGUCCGCGAAGGACUCUGCGUUCAUUGACGCACCACCCGGCUCUGCGAUCUCUGCACCACGCCGCUUUGACCGCUCUGUAGUAGCAGACGGAACCACAGAAGCCGCCAUUCCACCAGCGGUGAGCGACGUGAGAGCUGGCCCUGUUGCCAGCGGCAGCGAGGCUAUCGAGGCCUCUUCCGCGAGAGGCGGAGACUCAGACUGCAUCGCACUACCAGCGGUGAGCGGCGGGUUGGACGCCUCCGCUGCCAACAUCAGCGGGACUCCCGAGGGGUCUGCGGCGACAGGCGGAGACCCAGACGACGUGUCGCUCGCAGCCGUGAGCAACGGGUCAGAUGUGCCCCCCGCCAAUGUUUACCAGGCUCCCGAGGUCCCGGCCGAAGACAACAAUUCUGGCCCUCGGUCGAGUGAGGACGAACACGCACCUCCGACAGCUCGCAAGAAGUCCAAGACGGCUCAGAAGAAGGCCUCUGCGAAACCUCGUGAAGCCUCUAAGAAAGCCAGCAAGAGGAAGGCACGCGAUGGCGAUGAUCCUCCUGACAGCGAGGCGCCACCAGCGACCUCACUUCGUUCGAAGCGGACGAGAACCGUAGCGAACUAUGCCACGCUGAACUCCAAAGGAAAGUAA
Fomitopsis serialis is the source of this 1734-nucleotide messenger RNA. RefSeq lists its product as uncharacterized. Bases 1 to 1734 code for a protein of 577 amino acids. The record is from RefSeq and is a predicted model, not a curated record. The transcript has 5 exons. Lineage: Eukaryota; Fungi; Basidiomycota; Agaricomycetes; Polyporales; Fomitopsidaceae.